Messenger RNA from Nicotiana tabacum (common tobacco), 549 nucleotides. The record is from RefSeq and is a predicted model, not a curated record. NCBI's taxonomy places the organism in Eukaryota, Viridiplantae, Streptophyta, Magnoliopsida, Solanales, Solanaceae.
AUGAAAGACUUUGGUGAGCUAAAGUAUUUCUUAGGGAUUGAAUUUGCCAGGUCCAAGCAAGGUAUCUUAAUGCACCAAAGGAAGUAUGCACUAGAACUUAUUUCUGAAACUGGACCGGGGGCUGCCAAACCUGCUAUUACACCUCUAGAUUACAAUGUAAAGCUCACAACAAAGGAAUAUGAUGAUUGUGUCAAGACUACUAAAUCAGACACAAUCACUUAUGACAAAGUAAUGGAGGAUCAUACUCCAUAUCAAAGGUUGAUAGCUGCACUUAGAAUUGUAAGAUAUCUGAAGAAACAGCCCGGUCAAGGUGUUCAACUAUCUAGUAAUAUUAACAAUACAGUUAUGGGAUUUUGUGAUGUUGAUUGGGCUUCCUGCCCACAUACAAGAAAAUUUGUCAUAGGUUAUAUGAUUAAACUUGGGGAUUCUUUAGUUUCCUGGAAAUAUAAGAAGCAAACAACUAUUUCAAGAAGCUCAGCAGAAACUGAAUAUAGAAGCAUUGUUGCCACAGUUGCAGAGUUAAUUUGGAUGAUUGGCUUACUAAAAUAA